Molecule: messenger RNA, 1962 nt
Organism: Daphnia magna
Lineage: Eukaryota; Metazoa; Arthropoda; Branchiopoda; Diplostraca; Daphniidae
Product: major facilitator superfamily domain-containing protein 8
Exons: 10
Coding region: 88-1740 (550 amino acids)
Biological process (GO): transmembrane transport
Cellular component (GO): lysosomal membrane
Molecular function (GO): transmembrane transporter activity
Source: RefSeq, a predicted model, not a curated record
UUGAUUACCUGCACGACCUCGAUGUGAAGAUGCCAGUUGAAACGUGAACGAGAUCAAAGUAUGUCGUGACUCUUUCGGUAAACAGAAAUGCUGAAACGUGGGUCAAGCAAAAGUUACAGCAUCGAACCGAUCUACGAUCCCAAGGAAUUCUCUAAACCUGCACAGCCGGCCGCAGAGAAUGGCGAGACAUCAUCCACCAGAGAUGAAACGAGUAAAGAAGGUCUCGAUUAUGCCAAACUUAUGGAGCCGGCCAAAGUGCGUAAGCGACGAUAUUUCAGUCUGGCCGUCAUCUGUUUCACAGCCUUCAUCUUGGCCCUUUCUGUGUCGAUCGUCAUGACCAGCGCUAAACCAUACUUGGAUCUAAUGGAUCCUGAAGCUGGAACGCAGUUUCUCGGCUUGUUUAUCGCGUCUCAGCCUUUGGCUCAGCUCUUUUUCAGUCCCGUCAUGGGUUUCCUGGGCAACCGGCUCGGAUCUAUUCGAAUUCCGGCCAUGGUGUCCACUUUCAUCAUGGCCAUUGGCUUCGCUUUCUACGCCAGCGUUUCGGCUCUGCCUGAGCCGAGGCGAUGGUACCUCUUCGGUGCUCGUUUCAUCAUCGGAGCUGCUGGAGGGACGACUACCUUGUGUUAUAGUUACGUAGCGUCGGCCAGCACCGUCAAAGAGCGGACAACUGCACUAUCGGCCCUUCAAAUGACGAAAUCGUUUGCGUUCAUCGUUGGACCGCUGAUUCAGGCCGCGUUUGUGACGCUGGGCGAAGGAGAAGAUUAUCCGAUUGGCAACACUGGGCUCUAUUGGAACUUGUACACUGCUCCAGCGUGGCUGUCCGUCUUCUUGUCGCUGGUCAACAUUUUCGUGUUGAUGCCUUGCAUCUUUACCGAGUUCAACAUCGCCAAAGAAGAGGGUGCCUAUCUGGCCGCUAGAGGGCUUCAGAAAUCUUUAGCCACCGAUGCGGAAGAAAUGAAAAAGCUGAAACCGGACAAGCUGGCCUUGGUCGUAUGCAUCGUCAUCUCUGCCUCGACUCAAUUCCACUUUAAUUUCAUCGAAAGCACGGCUACGUUGGUGGUGAUUGAACAGCUGGGCAUAACUCCCACCCGUGCCGUGGUGAUGGUUGGCAUCAUGUACUCCACUGCUGGAAUUUACGGCAUUCUAAUGUUUGGCUCGGUUGGACUGCUGUCACGCAAAAUGGGCGAGAGGGUCGUUUUGGGAGCCGGAAUUCUCUUAGCCAUGUCGGGAAUUAUAUCCAUGUAUCCUUACGGUGGUCCCUUAUCGCCUUUGAAAUUCAUCAAUGAAACGGUCCAAGAGGUGACGACCGUCAGCUUCUCUUCGAUGGAAUAUUCGAGCAGCGAUGAUUUGCCUAGUUGUUACAACGCCUCUUUAUCAUUGACUGACGGAGCUGGAUGUCCUGUCGAUAAACAGCCUUGGUGUUGCGAAACACCGGCCAUCCAUCCUGAACAGCUGAUUGUCGGUUACCUCUUCAUAUUCACCGGAGUUCCACUCGCCAUUAUGAUGUGUAGCGUCAUUUUCAGCAAAGUUCUCGGUCCCUAUCCGCAGGGCACUUGGACGGGUCUUUUAGGCGCUGGAACUGCUGUGGCACGCAUAUUAUGUCCGCUUUGCGUCACCAGUUUGUACGCUGCGUGGGGAAUGCUGGCCACUUGCGCUUUCAUGACCACCGUCAUGUCCAUCGUCCUCGUCAUCUUCGCCACGUCGUACGGCCGCCUCGUGCCGUACCGACACGCCACGUAAUUCUCCGAAUUGGUCCUAAAAUGGUUUUGAAUUAGUCGAAUUUGCUCCAUCAAACGGAUUCAAAAUCAAUUGUUUAAAAGUAUUUGACUUGUAUAGGCAAUAGCGAUACUAUCUAAUCUUAUGCAAAUGAAGUUGGUUUUAUCUGGACGUUUAUCAGACGCUAGCGUUUUUUUCUUUUCGACUACGCUAAAAACAAAUGUUGAAAUAAAUGCGUUAAAAUGC